Molecule: messenger RNA, 2078 nt
Organism: Exophiala viscosa
Lineage: Eukaryota; Fungi; Ascomycota; Eurotiomycetes; Chaetothyriales; Herpotrichiellaceae
Product: origin recognition complex subunit 2
Exons: 1
Coding region: 185-1879 (564 amino acids)
Biological process (GO): DNA replication
Cellular component (GO): nuclear origin of replication recognition complex; nucleus
Molecular function (GO): DNA replication origin binding
Source: RefSeq, a predicted model, not a curated record
CAAUCAGAGACGUCCAUUUGCGGAGUGGAAUUGAAACAGCCUCGUGUCGCGUUUUCGAUGCGACAAUGCGACAUUGAGCACUACUGCUGGAAGGACCAUGUCUUUCGAUUGUAGUACAGUCACCGCAAUGUCAAAGCACCGGUAGUCAGUGCAAAUAAUCCCUAGGCUCACGUAUCUCUUCGUCAUGGCCAAGAGGAAGCAGCCAGAAGCGACCCCUGAGGUGGCAGAGACCCCCUCCAAGCGCCGAAGAAAGACGACCGACAAGGCUCUCACGAACGGCACACAUGACGUCGAGGAUGAUUCGAUACCGAAGCUGAGCGGAACACCGAAGAAAGACGAGACACCUUCGAAGAGAAAGAGAAAGUCCGCAGCUGGAUCGCUGCUCGAUGAAGAGGACAAUGAAGGGGGCAGUCCUACCCCUAAAGCCAAUGGGCGAACACUUUUUUCUACACCCCAGAAGUCCAAGACCAUCAAGACCACACCCUCGAAAUCUACCAAGGCAAAGGCGGAUCGAUCAGCAAAGCGCAAAAGCGCACGAGCUCUCGAGGAUGCAGCAGACCGAGAAGGCGAUGAAGAGGAAUGGGAUGGACAAGCUGCGCUGGCGCAGGAGAUCCUAGAAGACGAAGACGAAGCAGAACCUCUGGUGGAUGAGCCUGCAGAACAGGAAGAAGGAGAUGCUACGACACCGAGCAAAACACCAGGCAAACGUGGACGACCCAAGGGUGCAAAGAACAAACGUUCACCCACUCCUGAAGGCGACAUCCCUCCUGAAGAGCGGUAUUUCUUCCAAAACCGCGCCGGUCCUCCACAGGUAUCCAGCAACAAGUUUACCUCCGUCAAGCUCCUUGGGCAUGACGAAUACUUUGAGCAGAUUCAGUCCUACAAAGAUCACCAUGAACCAGACAUGGCACAGCUCAUGAAACUCCACGCCCGAUCCUUCCCGCAAUGGAAGUUCGAACUCGCCGAAGAUUUCGGCCUCUGUCUCUACGGCUACGGAAGCAAGAGACAACUCGUCACCAAGUUCGCGGAAUGGCUGCACAAAAACUCAAGUACAAAACCUCCGCGCAUCGUCAUUGUUAACGGAUACACCCCGAGGCUAAACAUCCGCGGCAUAAUCAACACCAUCGCCGCCGCCAUAUUCGACAACGAAGACGAGCAACCCCCCAGACUCACCGGCCCACCACACGAAAUGCUCGACACACUUCUCCCACAAUUACUCACGCCGAUAACACUGAUGAUAAACUCGAUCGACGCCGGCCCGUUGCGCAAAUCCGCCGUCCAAUCCGUCCUCGCGCGUCUAGCCGACCAUCCCAUGAUCCAAUUCCUCGUAACAGCAGAUACACCCACGUUCCCGACGCUCUGGAAUUCUAGUCUACUCGACCAGUUCAAGUUCGUCUACCACGACUGCACAACUUUCGCGCCCUAUAGUGCCGAGAUCAACGUCGUCGAUGAGGUACAUGAGCUUCUGGGUCGCAAACGACUCAGGACCGGCGGCAAAGAAGGUAUAGGAUUCGUGCUAAAAUCUCUACCCGAAAACGCGAGGAAUCUGUACCGCUUGCUCCUCUCGGAAAUUCUGUGUAUCUUGACAGACGGGAUCGAUGGGGUCGUGGCAGGCGAAGACGACGAUGACACCUACCAAGCACAAAAAUCAGGUGGCGGUCCAGGGGCAGAUGAAGUCGGCGUCGAGUACCGGGCGUUGUACCAGAAAGCGUCGACGGACUUCAUCUGUUCGAGCAGUAUGAACUUCCAGUUCCUGCUGAAAGAGUUCCACGACCAUCAGUUGAUCACGAGUCGGAGAGAUGCGACAGGUACAGAGAUGCUGAGUGUGCCAUUGGGGAAAGAAGAAAUGGAAGCUGUGCUGGAAGAGCUUUCUCUCUAGUCAAUAAUCAAGAAGUGUUGUUGUGGUUCGAAAACGUUCCAUUGACUUUUGCCUGAUACUUUUGACCGAUCCAUGCGUCUAUUAAUCAUGCAGUGAUUGACGCCGAUGCAUAUGCCGUGUAAGUCUCAUUUCCACUGCGCCGAAUGCUUUUUCUUUUUGCACCUCCGCCUCUGCUCUCAGCGACAUACUUGGUGACACA